Molecule: messenger RNA, 804 nt
Organism: Medioppia subpectinata
Lineage: Eukaryota; Metazoa; Arthropoda; Arachnida; Sarcoptiformes; Oppiidae
Source: the annotation of a GenBank genome assembly
CAGCUGUCAAAGGCCGGAAAGCUAACGGUUCCCGCCAUGAAUGUCAACGACUCUGUGACCAAAACUAAAUUUGAUAAUCUCUACUGUCCUCGAGAGACGAUAGUCGACGCGCUGAAGCGAACCACAGAUGUAAUGCUCGGCGGAAAGCAAGUGCUGAUCUGCGGUUACGGCGAAGUCGGCAAAGGCACUGCCGCCGCUCUCAAAGGUGUCGGCGCUAUUGUUUAUGUCACAGAAAUCGAUCCAAUUUGUGCCCUUCAGUGUUGUAUGGAUGGCUUUAAAGUUGUGACACUCAACGAUGUUAUACGACAAGCGGAUAUUCUAAUCACUGCCACUGGGAAUAAGGAUGUGGUCACUCGUGAGCAUAUGGAUCGGAUGAAGAGCGGAGCCAUUAUCUGUAAUAUGGGUCACUCCAACACUGAGAUCGAUGUCCAAAGCCUACGAACUCCUGACCUGACGUGGGAAAAGGUUAGAUCACAAGUCGACUCAAUCGUAUGGCCGGACGGCAAGCGUAUAUCACUUUUGGCCGAAGGCCGUCUCGUAAACCUUAGCUGUUCAGCGAUUCCAUCAUUUGUUGUUUCAAUCACUGCCACAACACAAGCGUUGGCUCUGAUCGAGCUCUUCAACGCUCCCUCUGGAAGAUAUAAAUCAGAUGUUUAUCUCUUACCAAAGAAAAUGGAUGAAUAUGUGGCGAGUCUUCAUUUGCCCACAUUUGACGCUCACUUGACUGAACUGACUGACGAUCAGGCGAAGUAUAUGGGCUUACAAAAGACCGGUCCCUUCAAGCCUCAGUAUUAUAGAGUUUAG